AUGCACUUGACAACUAUCGAUGGCGAUGAAGAUCUUCGCAUUCACAAUAUUUCGAUACUUCCAUCGGAUCAGUGCGCUACCGAAGAUCAAAGGGCAGCGAAAUGUUGCUGUGGUGACGGGUUUUUCUUCGAUUUUCCUACAAAAAAGUGUAUGGUUUCGCUCAAUGUUGGUUUUAUGUUCGGUCGAUUAAAUAAUGGUUGGUCCCAUAUGAUUGUUUAUGGAUUUGCAUAUCCGAUGCUUUUGCUCACAAUGAUUGCCCCAUUGUGUGCAGUGAUGUUAGGAAUGGGAAAACGUGAAAAGCGCGAGGGUGAUCGAAGAUUUCCAAAUCCUCUCUAUCAAAUGAUCUGGUUACUUUCAUUUUGUGGCUGGGUAAGCGUACUGGCACCACUUCCAUUUACCGUAUGGUACUAUAUAGUUGGCGAGGGAACGAGGUCACUCAAUCAAUCAGUAGUUAUGUGUCAUGUAUUUCGCACCACUAUGGAAGCAAUUCCACACACUGUUGACACUAUGAUGACACUAUUUAGUGUUCUUCUAGCCGCAGCCAGGUUUCUUACUCAGUACCAUCGAAAUACGUUGAAGCUGAGGACCGUGGAAAGAUUUUCUAGAGCCAUAUGGUUAAUUAUUUUUGUAUGCAUCGCUAUUGGACUGUUGAGAUUCUUUGAGCAUGACACUACAGUCUACCAGUUUUGUAUGGAUACGGAGCCAACUCCCAGAUGGGCUUCUCGCUGUAUGGUUCGGGAUGGCGCUUUGAUGAGCGUUCUGACAAGAUCGUUUUGGAAGAUAUUCUUACCUUUGUCCGACUUUGUCGUACAAUUCUUAUUACCCGGCUGUCUGCUAGCACUACUUCACGUUGGAUUUAUUCGAGAACCAGAGAUAGACAUGGGGGAUAUGACCAGACACAAUCGCUUUGGACGAACGCCUCGGGACCAAACGCGAAUAUUAAUCACAACGGUGACCAUUGCAUUCCUCGUUGUUCAAGUGCCGACAGCUUUCAUCACCACUUUGAGCCUCACAAUAAAUCAUUUUCAAAAUAAUAAUGCGCUCAUGUUACUUGCCUUAGUGACUGGUCAUCUACAGCCGAUGCUUUCGAUCAUUACCAUUGCCGCUAAUUGUGCAGCAUUAUUAACUGCCUAUUAUGUGAUUGUCAAGGACGACGACGUAGACGUUGGCGAUUCACGCUGUUCACUUUCGGAGACAGAAGGACCUCAUGAAAUGCUGUUACGACAACAGCGGGAACGACGAAACACAAGGAUUUCAAGGACCUAUCUGAGCGUCAGCCAUUCAUUCGACACCGGCUCGUUGCGAUCUUUCUCGAGGAAAGGAUCAUCCAUUCCGAAUGAUGUUCUCUAACACUCGCCUUUUUAUUCAUCUGAUAUCCUUUACUGCAAAUCCAUUAGGGAAUGAUAGGAUCGAUAUGUAUUGUUAAUCUUCCGAUGCUGAAAAAGUAGCAGUCUACAGUCUGUUGCAAUCGUAGUGUCCCUCCUGCGUAAGGUUACGCAUCGCAGCGCGUUCCUCACGUGUCAGUGAU
Messenger RNA from Cylicocyclus nassatus, 1528 nucleotides. The record is from the annotation of a GenBank genome assembly. NCBI's taxonomy places the organism in Eukaryota, Metazoa, Nematoda, Chromadorea, Rhabditida, Strongylidae.